GACCGGGUCGAGCCGAGCUGAAGAUUUAUGAAACCAUUAAUUUUAUGAACAGUGAACAAAAAAAUCAAAUUAAAAAGUGUUAAAGGAAAAAAAAAAGCAAAACAAAAUCGAGUAGCGAAAAAGUGAACAAUGUGGGCGAGUGCCCGCCCAUAAUGAGUGGAAGCAAACAUGUCGAGACGUUCCGAUCGCAAUGCCAACGAGGAGGAGGAGCAGCAGCAGCAGCCGCAGCACCAGCAGCUGCAACAGCUGCACCGUGGCGCCCGACCCAAGGCACAGAAAACGCUGCACUCGAAGACUGCCAACUACAUGGAGCUGGAAUUCAGCCAAGUGGCGCACAGCUGCAGCGAGCUGCCCGUUAGCUAUGCCGUCAGUACGGUGGUGCCGGCGGUGGCGCGGGACGAAUAUCGGCAGCCCGCUGCUCCGCCCACGCCGCCGCCGCUCUCGCAAAUCCCGUCGAGGGAGUCGCGGCUGCUGCACUCGGCGCCGAACACUCCCAGUCGGGGCAAAGUGGUGCUUAGCAAAAAGGAGCGCAAGGAGCUGAGCAAACAGCUCGGGCUCGAGGAGCUCGCCGUAAGCAGCUCGGCGCAGUCAAGCCCCUACAAGGGGCGUGUCACGGAGCUGAAGAACUGCAUAGCGCGCGGCCUGUUUGCCACGUUGCAUCGCGGCUCGCAGAAGUCGUUGCAGGCGGCGCCUGCCAGCCAGGACAUGCAGCUCAGCCAGGAGCUGUCCCCGCCGCCGCCGGCCCCCGAGCUGGCCAACAACAACGAGGACGACGCGGCUGAUUACACGGAGAAGCUGAAGAACCUGCCGGUGCGCCAGCGCAAGGCGGCGACCUCGCACAUGGACAACUACUGCCUGUUCGAUCCGGUGGACUUCAUCAAUGAGAAGGCGCUGCGCUAUCCUGGCAAUGCGCACCAUGGACUGCGGGAUCCCCUGUUCAGCUCGCGGCAGCACUUGGUGUGUGAGGACGAGGAGCUGGUGCCCGAGGUCAUUUACGAUGGUGAUGAGCUCGAGGAGACGAUUAUCAUCGAGACGUCCUGCGAGGCAGAGGCCGAGACGGAAGGCAGCGCUUGUGCCUUGCCCAGCUUUGAGCAUCACAAUUACUUUGUCAUCGAUCCGGCGGACUUUGAAAUGGAGCCGGCCCCACCGGACAUUGGCAUACCCAAUCCAUUCAGCAAUGAGCAGCUCGUGCAUGCCAAGCUGGAGCGGCAGCAGCAGCAGCAGCAGCAGCAGCUGAACGAGUGCGAGUCGGCGCCCAGCAUGUCCAACAGCCAGGAGUCGAAGGACACGGAAACCACCUCAACGGCACUUGUCGAGUCCUCCACAUCCACAAACUCGGCCAGCUCCAGCAGCAGCUCCAGUGCGACCCAGCAGCAGCAGCAGCAGCAGCAGUCACUGAAGAAGAAGCUCACAUUUCUGAAUCUGUCGCCCUUUCGUCCUGCAGCCAAGAAGACCAAUCAGAAAUCCGCAGUGGAGCAGCGCGCCAUCUCGGAGCUGGUUACCACCGAUCACAUGCUGCAUCUGCAGAAACUGUUGCAGCAGCAGCGCAAGGAUCAGCGCGCCCACACGGUGCCUAUCGAGUCUAACUACGUGCUCUUCAAUCCGGGGCCCGUGCCCAGCCGCCACGUCCAGUACAAGAUACGUAAGCCCCGCCCGCUCUCCACGCACAGCGACGCCGACAGCGGAUUCCUAUCGCCUUGCUCCCCGGACGAGCUGAAGGCUAAUCCGAGCAUUCUGGUGCUCCAGCAGUGCGACAGCGUCCAGGGGUACAUUGAGAUCUACACGGACUGGGCGAACUACUAUCUGGAGCGUGCCAAGUCGAAGCGGAAGGUCACAGAUCUCUCGGCCGACUGUCGGGAUGGCCUGCUCCUCGCCGAGGUCAUCGAGGCCGUAACCAGCUUCAAGGUGCCCGAUCUAGUCAAGAAACCAAAGAAUCAGCAACAAAUGUACGACAACGUGAAUUCGUGCCUGCACGUGCUGCGGAGUCAAUCGGUGGGCGGCUUGGACAACAUCACGACGAACGACAUCUGCGCGGGUCGCCUCAAGGCUGUCCUUGCGCUGUUCUUUGCAUUGAGCCGGUAUAAGCAGCAGGCGAAGCAGACGAAGUCCAUUGGUGUUGGCUGCGCAGUUGGUGCAAGUGGUGCAGCUGGCUCAAUUGGUGGAGGCUCUGUACUGGGCAUUGGCCUGGGCGGCAGUCUGAGAGCAGCGACUGCCAACAAUUCGCUGGACAGGAAACAACAGCAGGAGCAGCAGCAGCAAAACAAGCAACAACAAACGCCACAGCAGCUGGCUCAAUCCUUAGAGAACGGCAAUGAGAUGGUGAAUCGACAAAUCGCGCCCGCCUACGCGAAGGUCAAUGGCGGCACAGCCAUUCCCCUCCCUGCGACGGUCAUGGUUCAGCGUCGCUGCCCCCCGGACAAGGUGCGCCCGCUGCCUCCCACGCCCAAUCAUACGCCAUCCAUACCGGGUCUGGGCAAGAGCGGCAGUGACUUCAACACAAGCCGUCCAAACAGUCCGCCCACCAGCAAUCACACCAUCCAGAGCCUGAAGAGCAACAACAACAGCCUGCGUCCGCCCAGUGUGAAGAGCGGCAUUCCCUCGCCGAGCAGCCUGAAUGCGCCCACGGCUCCGCAGAAGCACUCGAUGCUGGACAAGCUGAAGCUCUUCAACAAGGAGAAGCAACAGAAUGCGGCCAAUGCAGCCGCCGCGGCAGUUGCAUCCAACAAACAAACGCAACUCCAAUCAAAGCGCACCUCCUCCUCCUCGGGCUUCAGCUCGGCCCGCUCUGAACGCUCCGACUCCAGCCUGAGCCUCAACGACGGCCACAACUCGCAGCUGAAGCCGCCCAGCAUCAGCGUCAGCGCCCAGAAGAGCCAGCAGAAGCACAACACCAAGCAGUCCAAGCUGCUGGCCGCCCAGCAGAAGAAGGACCAAUGCAAGCCUAGCAAGCUGGACAAGAAGGAGAAGAGUCCCGCUCGAUCGCUGAACAAGGAGGAGUCCACGCUCUCGGGCAACGAGUCGCGCAGCUCGACGAUGGGGCGAGCGGGCAAAAACUCCCUUGCUCGCGGCUCUGCCGAGAAGAACACCCUGAAGACGUCUUCCAAGACCUCGCUGCACUCCAAGUCCGAUGCCAAGGGCUCGCCCAAGAGCCAGCAGCAGCAGCAGCAGCAAUCGCAGCUGCAGAGUCCCAGCCUGACGAAACCCAUUGCGGCCAUCAAAGGCACCAGCAAGCUGCCCCAACUGGGCGGAGCACCUGGCCCCAGUGAGCUCUACAAACGUGAAACAAGCGACAUAUCCAGCAACAUAUCCCACGACCAGCACCAACAGCAGCCGCAGCAGCAGCUGCCUUCCUCUCUUGGCUCUGCUCAACAUAUCCUCAAGGCGCUGCCCUCGAGCCCACCGCCCCCUUAUUACGCCAAUGCGCCGACAUCCUCGAAUCACAUAUCAGCUAUUUACUCCGGCAACGGCUCCCACUCCGGCUCUGGCUACCUGAGCGAACCGACCACCCCACAGCCCGGCGGCAUCUACGGCAGCAACAGCCGCCUCCCGCCGCCCAAGUCGGCUCUGAGCACUCCCCGCAAGCUGGAGUACAAUGCAGGCCCGCAUAUUCUGGCCACGCAGCGGUCGCCCAUGCAGCGCCCGAUGCACAACUCCGCGCCGAACACGCCCACCGCCUCGCCCAGCAAGUUCCACACGAUUCCGUCGAAGAUCGUGGGCACCAUAUACGAGUCCAAGGAGGAGCAGCUGGCCUCCUCGACUGCAGGCGCCUCCUCGGCUGGCGGCGGCUCCUCCUCCGCCGCCUCCUCGGUGCUGCCCAUGCGUCCGUUGCUGCGCGGCUACAAUUCGCACGUAACGCUGCCAACGCGUGGCGCGCGCGGUGGCCAGCAGCAUCAUCCCCAUCAGUCCUACCUGGACUUCUGCGAGUCGGACAUCGGGCAGGGCUACUGCAGCGACGGCGAUGCCCUGCGCGUGGGCAGCUCAGCCUCGGCCAGUCGCUAUCACGACAUCGACAACGGCUACCUCUCCGAGGGCAGCAGCGGCCUCAGCGGCGCCGGCUCAUCGGGCGGCGUCUCGCACGGCAAGCACUUUCUCAGCAUGAUGCGGGCCCGCACCCAGCUGCCGACAACCAUCGAGGAGCGCAUUCGCAGCAGUCGCGGCUCGCUUGAUAGCAUUGGCACUGCUGCCAACGGCAGCUCGGCGGCCAGCCAGGCCAGCUCCAGCGGCGGCUCCAGCACCAAUCACAGCAACAGCAACAGCAGCAACAUCAACAACAACAACAAUAACAAUAAUAACAACAACAACAACAACGGCAGCAGCAGCAGCAAAAUGGACGGCAGUCCACAUCACCGCCCGGGCUCACGAAACGGACGCGACAACUGGACCAAAAUGCCAGAGCCGCUCAACGGGCACAAGGCGGACAAGUCGGAGAAGUCGUCGCCGUCGCGUCGCAGCAUGGGCGGCGGCAGCGGCAACUCCUCCAAGCAGAGCUCGCCGUCGGCGUCCUCGUCGCGCACCAAGGGCGUGCCGCCCAGCUUUGGCUAUGUGAAGCGCGCGAAUGGCAGCAUCGCCUCCACGGCGGAGCAGCAGAACAUAGCCAUGCUGAUGGCCGUGGGCGGUGGCCAGGGCAUGGUCAACGGCCUGCCCUGCGGCCGCACCGCCCACGUGUCUGCGGUGCCGCGCACUGCCAGCGGCCGCAAGGUGACAGGCGGCACUCAAACUCUGCCCAAUGACAUGAACAAGCUGCCCCCGAACACGCAGCAUCGCAGCUUCUCGCUGACGGGUCCGACGGCCACACAGCUGAGCCAGUCCAUACGGGAGCGCCUUGCCACGGGCUCGCACAGUCUGCCCAAGCCAGGCAGCGAUUUGCACGUCUUUCAGCACAGAAUCUCGACUCGUGGCGGCGGCACUCGUCACGAUGGCUCGCUCUCUGAUACCCAGACCUACGCCGAGGUGAAGCCCGAGUACAGCUCGUACGCCAUGUGGCUGAAGCAUAGCAAUACGGCGGGCAGCCGCCUCUCCGACGGCGACUCAAUCGACCAGAUGCAGAUUGGCUCGCCGGCAAUGACUCGGCACGGACACAAGAUGCUGCACAACCGCGGCUCGGGCACAGUGGGGCAAAUGCCAGUGCAGGGCAACGAAUCGCCCUACGUGCAGAGCCCGCGCAUGAAUCGCAGCAACAGCAUUAGCUAUCUGAAAGAGCGGACAUAUCCAAGACAGAAAUCAGUGCCAACUCGAACAAGCCCAAAGUCCAAUCGAGAGCUGAGCCCCGCAAUGUCCGCGGCUAGUACCAGCAACCGCCCACCUUCCUCGCCGCUCUCGACGCCCCUCUACGAUGGCUAUGCCACGAUACGGGCCCGCGGGCUCAGCCGCUCCCGCUCCAUACGCGCCGCAGAAGCCACCGAGGCGGCGGCCGCUGCUCAGCCGCACGAGCUGCAGCUGGAGCGCAAGCGCACCGUCUCGCUGAGGAGCAACUACAGUCGCAGCUCCUCGCUGAGCGGCAACGGGGUGGAGGAGAUCUACGCGAGGGCCAAGCCUGUGCGCACGCCCAUCAUCGGGGACCUGGAGCCGAUCUAUGCGAGUGCCACAGCUACAGCAACAGCAGCAGCAUCGGCAGCAGCAGCAGCCACAACUGCAGCGGGUUUCCGGCCUCUCUCGGAUGCGUCGAGCUCCUCCGGCGGCGGCUCCAUGCCCUGCGACUAUCAGAGCGUUAAGAAGAACUCGCGCUUCUCGCUCGACUCGUUGCAGAGCAGCGCCACGCCCAAGACGCCCGACUACAACACGGCCGGCGAGGAGGAGCACAUCUUCCUCUACACGGCGCCGGCGAGCCCCAAGCGCCGGCUGGACAGUGGGCUGCGCAGCUCGUACGACAGCUCGGAGCGCGUCUGCUACUCGCCGCUGCCCAAGAUCAGCUUCGACAUGCAGGAGCGGGACGGCCGCCAGCAGCAGCAGCAUCAGCAGCAGCAGCGAGCCGCGCUGCGCCACAACUCGGUGGGCUCUGCGGGCAGCGCUCGGCUGAGGCCCAUGACGCUGUCGCUGACUGAGGCGUCCGGCUGUGGCUCGCCCACGGGACUGCCGCCGCCUGCGCCCGUGCGCCGCGAGAGCCUCUAUGCCAAGCCAAAGAUCUAUGCCACGCCCACGCGGCCGCCCACCACGAAGCGGCUGAACCUGUACGAGCUGCCCAUUGUGACGCAGCGCAGCAGCAGCACCGACCACCUGUUGGAGCGCUCCUACACCAGCCAGAGCCUGGCCACCAUCGACCAGGACGAGCUGCUGGUGGUGCCCACGGCCAUGCCCAUGCUGCCCAGCGCCGUGGACCGCCGCUACCACACGCUCGGCCACAUGCGCGUGAAGAGCAUGGCGGCUGGCCUGCACCGCAGCAUGGACACCCACGACAUCAACUCCGGCUGGCCCGCGCCUCCGGGCAACCACAAGUCGGCGGGCAACAUCUACGCCUCCGCGGAUGCGGCUGUCAGCGAUCUGAAUCGCAUGGCUCCCGAGUACAUGGAUCCGCUGGACUUCAAGAUCGGCUGCCAGACGACGCUGCGCAGCAGGCCGCUGAUACCAUGGUACGAGCUAGCUAUACGGCGCGACUUUAAGCGGCAGUCCUGCCCGCCCAUGGGCGCGUCCCUGACGUUGCCCACAUCCCCGCAGCUGAAUGAUCAGGCCCAUGUGGUGUCUGCGUUCGAGCAGUCGCUCACGAACAUGACGAAUCGGCUGCAGCAGCUGACGGCCACGGCGGAGCGCAAGGACGGAGAGCUGACGGAUAUGCGGCAGACGAUUGAGCUGCUGCGCAAGCAGUCCAUUCAGGCGGGCCUGACCACGGCGCACAUGCAGAGCAUGGGCGUGCAGACCCAGGGCCAGACCCAGAACGAGCUGAUGCUGCAGCAGAAGCCGCCGCAGGCGCCCGCAGCGAAUAGCCGCGGAGGCAAUGCGAAUGCAAAUGGCAAUGGAACUAGCAAUGGCAAUGGCCUAGGACUGGGAUUGGGAUCGGGAUUGGGCAUGCAGCGCCAACACAGCACCGACUCGAUGUGCUCGCUGAACUCCAUCAGCUCGGGCUGCUCGGCGGCGCAGGACAAGAACAAAGCCAACAAGAAGAAGGGCUGGCUGCGCAGCAGCUUCACCAAGGCUUUCUCCCGCAACGCCAAGAUCUCGAAGACGAGUCGCCAUGCGGGCCAGCACCAUCAGCAGCACCAGCACGAGCACGGCUCCAGCAAGGCAUCAGUGCUCAAUGGGCACGGACACGGACACGGACAUGGCCAUGGCCAUGGGGAGCCUUUGGGCUUGGCGGCCUUGGCCACGCAGCCGGCGCCGCCGCUGCCCGCGGCGAAUGCAUCCAGCAAGCAGAGCAGCCCGGCCAAGACGGUGACCCUGAUCGACAAUGCGAAGCCCAUCGACGCCAUCGACGGGGAGGAGCACCACGUGGUGGAGGAUCUGAAGAAGCAGCUGCGCGAGAAGGACCUGGUGCUGACGGACAUACGGCUCGAGGCGCUGAGCUCGGCCUCGCAGCUGGAGAGCCUCAAGGACAUGAUGAACAAGAUGCGGGCGGAAAUGAUGUCGCUCAAGCAGAACAACGAGCGGCUCCAGAAGCUGGUCACCAGUCGCUCCCUCGCCGGCUCCGAGGCCAGCCUCGGCCAGGCAAUCAGCCCGAACGGUUCGCUCGGAGGCGGUGCCGGCGGCUCGGACGCUUCGCGGCGCUACUCGCUGGCGGAUGGCAAUGCACGGCCUCCCAUGGAGCUGCCGCCCCGUCUGAGCGAGGAGCUGGAGGAGGAGUGCAUGCCACCAGCACCGGCCCCAGAGCCACCACCACCGCCAGCGCCCUGCGCCCCGAACGGCGCAGCGCCCCUGAGUCCGAAUACUCACAUCGACUUGACGCCACCGCCGCCAGCGCUGGAAGCUGGCCAGCUGAGCAGCCCGGUGCACAUGGCCAGCUGUGGCGCCGUGGAGGAGCUGCCCGAUGUGUGCGACGGCAAGAAGAUAGCCAUCGCCUGCUACCUGGGCCAGCCCGAGUCCUUUGCCAAGUACUGCGAGGAGAUGCUGGAGCUGGACGACUUCUAUGCCAACGGGGCCAUCAUUGCCAGCCACGAGGCGGAGCAGGCCCACGGCCAGGGCCAGGCGCAGGGGCCGGGGCAGCUGCAGCAGGGCGAGCGUCAGGGCAAUGAGUUCGUCAUCGCCUGCACCUACAUCUCGGGCAAGACGACCUGGCAGAACCUGGACUACAUUGUGCGCAAGACCUUCAAGGAUUACGUGGCUCGCAUCGAUCCCGGCACCAAUCUGGGCCUGAACACGGACUCCAUUACAUCGUACCAUCUGGGCGAGGCGAAGCGCGGCCCCGAGAUGGGCUUCCCGGAGCUCCUGCCCUGCGGCUACAUCGUGGGCAACGUGAAGACCCUCUACAUCUGCCUGCAGGGCGUCGGCAGCUUGGCCUUCGACAGUCUCAUUCCACGCAGCAUCGUGCAUCGCUACAUUAGUUUGCUCACCGAGCACCGACGCCUGAUCCUGUGCGGCCCCAGCGGCACGGGCAAGUCCUAUUUGGCGCGACGCCUGGCCGAGUUCCUGGUGGCACGGGCCGGCCGCGGCAAUCCCUCAGAGGCCAUUGCCACAUUCAACGUCGAUCACAAGACCUCCAAGGAUCUGCGACAAUAUCUGGGCCACAUUGCCGAGCAGGCGGCCAUAGCGAACGGUGCCUCGGAGCUGCCAUCUGUGAUCAUAUUGGACAACCUGCACCACGCCUCCGCCCUGGGCGAUGUCUUCUCCUGUCUGCUCAGCGCCGGGCCGGCCACCAAGCUGCCCUGCAUCAUCGGCACCAUGUCGCAGGCCACCUGCAACACGACCAAUCUGCAACUCCAUCACAAUUUCCGCUGGGUGCUCACAGCCAAUCAUAUGGAGCCUGUCAAGGGUUUCCUGGGUCGCUUCUUGCGUCGUCGCCAGUUCCAGCUGGAGCUGCAGACGCAGCAGGCACAGCCUGAGCUAGCGGCGGUGCUCGCCUGGCUGCCUUCCGUUUGGCAGCACAUCAAUCGGUUCUUGGAGGUGCACAGCUCCAGUGACGUGACCAUAGGACCACGGCUAUUCCUCUCCUGCCCGCUGGACUUGAAGGACUCGCAGGUGUGGUUCACCGACAUCUGGAACUACCAUCUGUCGCCCUACCUGAUCGAGGCGGUGCGCGAGGGCGUGCAACUCUAUGGUCGAAGGGGCGGCGCCUGGAACGAUCCGUCGGCCUUUAUACGCAACUCAUAUCCCUGGCCCUACGGACCGGACUCGGUGCCCCCGCUGCGUCAGAUCAAUGCCGAGGAUGUGGGCCUAGAGGGCGUGGCUCUCAGCAACGGCGAGCAACAGGAUCCAUUGCUGAACAUGCUUAUGCGCCUGCAGGAGGCGGCCAACUACUCGGAGACACAGGAGCAGGAAUCCGACUGCGCCAGCCUGGACUCAAACGUGACGCCCGACAGCUCAGCGGGCGCCGAGUAGAUCGACUCCACUCCACUCACAGAUCGUAACUUCUAACAUGCCAAAUUAAAUGUUUCACAUUUUUUGCUUGCGCUGUAACUAAAAGUCCCUAUCACAACCAUCAUCCACGCACACCACAAAGGAAUAUUCUUGUACUACUUUCGCGUACAAGUUCUAAAGCAGUUCCAAGAGUUUUCCAUUUGCACCAAGCCAAUAAACUGUUUAUGUACACUCAGAGAAAUGGGGACGA
Drosophila navojoa is the source of this 9691-nucleotide messenger RNA. It is a transcript of the gene sick, whose product is annotated as sickie. The record is from RefSeq and is a predicted model, not a curated record. Gene Ontology annotation, biological process: nervous system development; neurogenesis. NCBI's taxonomy places the organism in Eukaryota, Metazoa, Arthropoda, Insecta, Diptera, Drosophilidae. Gene Ontology annotation, molecular function: ATP binding; protein binding; ATP hydrolysis activity.